Messenger RNA from Drosophila guanche, 3061 nucleotides. RefSeq names its product protein suppressor of hairy wing (gene su(Hw)). Gene Ontology annotation, biological process: central nervous system development; regulation of transcription by RNA polymerase II. Gene Ontology annotation, molecular function: RNA polymerase II cis-regulatory region sequence-specific DNA binding; DNA-binding transcription factor activity, RNA polymerase II-specific. The record is from RefSeq and is a predicted model, not a curated record. Gene Ontology annotation, cellular component: nucleus. The transcript has 7 exons. Lineage: Eukaryota; Metazoa; Arthropoda; Insecta; Diptera; Drosophilidae. Bases 243 to 2945 code for a protein of 900 amino acids.
UCCGGUUUUUCUCGUGAAGUGGCGCAGUUUAGGCGCACCGAAGUGGCAUAGCAUUGCAUUGUGACAUUGUGAACGCGAUCGCUCUCGCCCCUACUUUCUUUCGUCGGGGACAGAACAGAUACAGUUAGUGUGAGACACCGCCGGGGCGGAAGGAGUUUUCGGCCCGCAUCAGAUCCCUCGGUGCCGCCCGGCAGAGUAGAAAACAAUAUUGAAAAAUCCACCUAGCGAGAAGGCCAGCCAGCAUGAGCGCCGCCGCCAAGGAGGGAAGAAAGACAGAUGGCUCCUCCGAAAGGGGCAGCAGGUCUAGCACAACUGUAGUGAAAAUAAUUGGCGUGGACAAACUAUGCUUGCCCAGAGUCAAGGGCCCGACGACGCGCAUGAAGCUGCUGAACGAUGUCGCCGCUUCUGGCAAGCCGGAGAAACGUGGGAGCCUUGGCGGUGCUCGCAUUAAAAUUCUCAAUGAGGACGCUUUGUGCUCCCCGAAAGCCGACAAACGCAGCCCUCAAAAGACAGUCAGUCCCUCGGGCUCUGUGAAGAUAUUAAACGAGAAGCGCCUGGCUCCAUCCACUGCGACGGCUGUGGAGACGACAAAGAUCAAGACGUCCCCCACCAAACAGAAGAAGAAGAUGGAUCAUUAUGUGCUGCAGGCCGUCAAGGCCGAGAACAGCAAGGCAGACACCACAGCCAGUGUAUCGGAGGAGGACGAGAGCAUUGCUUUCAUCCUUGCCGAUGAAGAUGAGGCAGAACCAGUGGCGGGUCGAGCCAAUGGCGAAGAGAUUGUAGUUUCAAGUCCAGAAGAGGACAAUGAAGACGAUGACGAUGGUGAGGGCGAUGCCGCUGUUGAGCGCACCGGUGGCAGCCAAGGAGCCAUAAAGGAAAUGGUUGAACAUGUUUGCGGCAAGUGCUACAAGACAUUCCGCCGUGUGAAGAGCCUUAAGAAGCACUUGGAAUUCUGUCGCUAUGACAGUGGCUAUCAUUUGCGCAAGGCGGACAUGCUGAAGAACUUGGAGAAGAUUGAAAAGGAUGCUGUGGUGAUGGAGAAAAAGGACAUUUGCUUCUGCUGCAGCGAGAGCUACGACACCUUUCAUUUGGGCCACAUCAAUUGCCCCGAUUGUCCAAAGUCAUUCAAAACGCAGACCAGCUAUGAACGUCACAUCUUCAUCACGCACUCGGAAUUCAAUACUUAUCCCUGUUCCAUUUGCAAUGCAAAUUUGCGCAGCGCCGCAUUGCUGACGCUUCACGAGGAGCAGCACAAGUCACGUGGCAAGCCAUAUGCCUGUAAAAUCUGCGGCAAGGACUUUACACGCUCCUAUCACCUGAAGCGUCACCAGAAGUAUUCCUCUUGCUCUGCCAAUGAGAACGAUACCAUGAGCUGUAAGGUGUGCGAUCGUGUCUUCUAUCGCCUCGACAAUCUGCGCUCGCAUCUGAAGCAACAUUUGGGCACUCAAGUGGUGAAGAAACCAGAGUACAUGUGCCACACCUGCAAGAACUGCUUCUACAGCCUGUCAACGCUUAACAUACACAUACGCACCCACACUGGGGAGAAGCCAUUCGAUUGCGAUCUGUGUGACAAGAAGUUCUCGGCCUUGGUGGCUCUCAAGAAACAUCGACGCUACCACACCGGCGAGAAGCCCUACAGCUGCACAGUGUGCAAUCAAUCCUUUGCUGUGAAGGAGGUGCUCAAUCGCCACAUGAAGCGACACACCGGAGAGCGUCCGCACAAGUGCAACGAGUGUGGCAAGAGCUUCAUCCAGGCCACCCAGUUGCGCACCCAUUCCAAAACCCACAUACGUCCCUAUGCCUGCGAUUUGUGUGAUGAAAAAUUCAAGACAGAAAAGCAACUCGAGCGCCACGUUAAGGAGCACACGCGGCAGAAGCGCGCCUCUUUCGCUUGCACUGAUUGCAAGCGUACCUUCCGCACCACAGCUCUACUUAAGGAGCACAUGGAUGCCGGCGAUCAUUCGCCCAAACCACAACGAGCCAAGCGCUCAAUCACCAAGGUUAUCGAGCGCACAGACUGCGCCAUUUGUGACAAGAACUUCGACAGCACCGAGACCUUGCGCAAGCAUAUUCGCUGCGUUCACGAAUGCGAUCCGGAUGAUAUCUUUGGCGUCGAACCGCCAGCAGCAAAGCGCAGCAAGUCGAAAAAAUCUGCCGAAGAAGAGGAGGAUACUGAAAUCGUUGAUCUGAAUGCAUCGGCGGGUUCGCUGAUUUCCAGCCAAACCGAUGGCAAUGGAGUUGUGGUCAGGGAGUUUCUGGUCGACGAUGGCAGUGCCCAGACCAUCUUGCUGGAGAACGAGACAUACACAAUUCUGCCCCUGGAUGAUGGGGGCACCAGCAGCGACCAACAGGUGCCCACUAAAGGGGCGGACAGUGUCAAGCCGGAGGCCAACAAAAGCGAGACCAAGAAAGCUGCUGUUUCCCCGGUGGUCAAGAAGGAGCAGCGAAAAUCACUGGCGGCCAGCUUGGCCGCAGCCAUUGCCGAUAAUAUGGAGGAGCCGACCAGUGAGGAUGAUUUUAGCGGCAAUGUACUCACCGAAUGCGACCUGAAGCUCAAGGAGAAUGUUGCCAAAUUGAUUGACAUGCUGGUCGACCCACACGUCCUCAAGAAGUACGGCUGGCCCAACACCUCCGAGGAGACAAUGCUCUGCAAGGUGAUCGAGAACUGUGGCCAUGAUCUCAGCAAGGAUGAGGAGAACUACGCUGAGCUGGAAUACGGCGAUCGUAUGCGCGAAUAUUGCAAACUUCUCUUCACUGUGGUCAUUCACAAUGAGUCCAUACGGUCCCUGCUCAACAAUUUCCCCAUCGACGAUGUCAUCGAGUAUGUGCUAGGAGACGAGGACCAAGACGAUGAUGAGGAGGAGGAUGGCAAGAAGAAAGACACUGAUGCUGCAGUAGACAACAAGUCGGACACUGCAGAGACCCCAGCAGACGAUAAGGAUUAGACGUUAAAGUUACACUUUUGGUUUCGGUUUCGGUUUAAACACCAAGUGACCUUAGAAAUGAAUGCAUCCGGACCUGCCUGUUAAUUUGUUAGUGCGCACCCAAAACGAUUUAUACA